GCCAAACAUUCCGCUCAAUGAAACCGGCAUCUUAAUUCUCUCUACGACAUGAGGUGUUAUUACCUGUAGCCAGCUAUGGCCCCGGGGGAUAUGGUGCAAGACCACGCCAAGCAGCUGAAGCCCAAGGACAAGCGGCCCGUAAGCAAGACAUCGAAAGCAGAUUGCGAGCCCGAUGGGUCCUUCGUCUUUGAGGCGCAUGAGGCGUGGAAGGACUUCCAUAACUCCCUCCGGCAUUUCUAUGAAGUAGGAGAGCUCUGUGACGUCACUCUGAAGGUUGGCAGUAGGUUGAUACCGUGCCACAAGCUGGUGCUGGCUUGUGUUAUCCCUUACUUCAGGGCCAUGUUCCUCUCGGAGAUGUCCGAGGCGAAGCAGGACCUAAUAGAGAUCAAAGACUUUGAUGGGGAUGCCAUCCAGGACCUGGUGCACUUUGCCUACUCCUCCAAGCUCACAUUAACUGUGGACAACGUCCAGCCGCUGCUGUACGCUGCCUGCAUCCUCCAGGUGGAGUUGGUAGCGAGAGCCUGUUGCGAGUACAUGAAGGCCCACUUUCACCCCACCAACUGCCUGGCAGUACGUACCUUCGCUGAGAGCCACAAUCGGGUGGACCUGAUGGACAUGGCCGACCGCUAUGCCUGCGAACACUUCACCGAAGUAGUGGACUGUGAGGACUUUAUUUGCGUGUCUCCACAGCACCUGCGCACGUUGUUGUCCUCCAGCGAGCUCAAUAUCCACUCAGAGACGCAGGUGUACAAUGCAGCAGUGAAAUGGCUGAAGGCGAACCCGCAGCAGCACGAGGCCUGGCUGGACCAGAUCAUGUCUGAGGUGCGCCUGCCCCUGCUCCCCGUAGAGUUCCUGACUGGAUCAGUGGCGAAGGACGAGAUGAUCAAAGGUAACCUGAGUUGUCGCGACCUGAUGGACGAAGCCAGGAACUACCACCUGCACCUCAGCAACAAGGUGGUGCUGGACUUUGAGUAUUCAGUUCGCACCAUACCCCGUAAACAAACUGCAGGGGUUUUGUUCUGUGUGGGGGGCCGGGGGGGUUCUGGUGACCCGUUCCGCAGCAUCGAGUGUUACUCCAUCACGAAGAACAGUUGGUUCUUUGGUCCUGAAAUGAACAGCAGGCGGCGUCAUGUGGGUGUCAUCUCUGUCGGAGGCAAGGUUUACGCGGUUGGGGGCCAUGAUGGCAACGAACACUUGGGCAACAUGGAGAUGUUUGACCCCCUCACCAACAAGUGGAUGAUGAAAGCCUCUAUGAACACCAAGAGGAGAGGUAUAGCCCUGGCAGCUCUUGGUGGUCCGAUCUAUGCCAUCGGAGGUCUGGAUGACAACUCCUGCUUCAACGAUGUUGAGCGCUACGACAUCGAGAGUGACUGCUGGAGCGCCGUGGCUCCGAUGAACACUCCCAGAGGAGGGGUGGGCUCUGUGUCGCUGGGGAGUUUUGUGUACGCGGUGGGAGGCAACGACGGCGUGGCGUCCCUGUCCAGCGUGGAGCGGUUCAACCCACACCUCAACAAGUGGACGGAGAUCAACGAGAUGGGCCAGCGGCGGGCCGGCAAUGGAGUCAGCAAACUCAACGGCUGCCUCUAUGUCGUGGGCGGCUUCGAUGACAAUUCCCCCCUGAGCUCCGUGGAGCGCUUUGACCCACGGCUGCACCGCUGGGAGUACGUGUCCGAGCUGACCACCCCGCGCGGGGGAGUCGGGGUGGCCACCGUCAUGGGGAGAGUGUUCGCAGUCGGGGGUCACAAUGGGAACAUCUACCUGAACACGGUGGAGGCUUUUGAGCCUCGAAUGAACAGGUGGGAGCUGGUGGGCUCGGUGUCUCACUGCCGCGCCGGAGCCGGAGUCGCCGUCUGCUCGUCUCACGUCAGCCAAAUCCGGGACGUCGGCCAGGGCUCCAGCAACGUGGCCAACUGCAUGUGACCCCGCCCGCCCCACUGGUUACCAGGUGACCGACGAGCCACCAAGUCACCGCCACAAGCACACGACCCGAAGCGCACACACACACACACACACACGCACGGCGGCGGAGGGAUGUGGCCGCUCAAUACCGCCACUUGUCUGAACAUCAGCCGUGGUCCGCUUUUGGCUGAUAUUCAGUUUGCACACAGUGAUGGAGUAAUAUUAGUGAGCUUCUACUGACUUUAAGUGCACAACGGACACGUGUAACGUCUUCUCUGACACAUUCGAGACAUUUCUCUUGACUUCUGCUGGCGUGUUUUUUGCAAUCGGUGAGUUUAAGAAAGAAGAAAUGUACACUUCUAAUGAUCCCUGUGGGGAAAUUCUUCUCUUGGUUAUUAAGGAGCAGAGGGCUGCAGUCAGGGAGGUUUAGUGUCUUGCUCAAGGACACUUCAACAUGAAACUAAUGGGCAGAGCGGGAAUCAAACCGGGGACCACUCGUCCCCACGAGCUGCAGCCAACACAGACGUUUUUCUACUGUAUUUUCUUUUGUUUGACUCCUUGACAUCAUUUUUGACUUUUUCUAUGGCAAAAUAGUCACCGAGCCUCUUGGUAUUUGAUACUACCGUCUCAGGAAUGAGAGGUUGGUUUUGGUUCAGAACUACGGAGACGAUGAACUACUGCACAUUAUGAAUGUGGCCUGUAUCCAGUCGGCCAGUAAGAUAACGGUCCACUUCUCCUCUUUAAGACUUCUCUGGUUUACUCGUUGGUUCUGCCACAGAUGUGAAACACAAUCAGUAGAUUAAUCACAUUAAGUUGUGAAAUAGUUCUCAUCAGUCAGUCUGAAAUGCAAUGUUAGGAUGACGAGCACAUUUCUACGAGUUCUGUGAUCUUAAAUCGAGCAGUUAGACUUUUUAAAUGUGCGUUUCAGGAUUUUUCUACGAGCCACUCCAACUGCUGAAAGAAGUACCAAGUCAUAAAGCAGCCGUUUGAGCUGUGCUUUGCCUGUAAUUGUGUUUGAACAAUCAUGUAGUGCUAAUUGGGAAAAGUCCUGGGAGGCGACGGGUUCAAGGAAUCUCACUUGAGUGCCAAACAGCCGCUCUCUGAAGCUGUCGAUGCAAAUCUGUCUUCAGCCGGACGUCGCCGUGGACAACGGCGUGACGACUUUAAUGCACAAUGCAUAAUGGGUCGAGGACCGACCGGAGCAAUACGGAGCGCCUCGCGAGCUCUUUUUUCAGUUUUAUUUGUACAGAGACGCAUUCAAACUGACAGGGACGGAUAUUCAAAUUGAAGAUUUGUGUUUGACGAUAGCUGGACUGUCAGAAAUCCUGAUCCGACGCAUAUGAGAUGCAGCUGAGGGUUUUCCUCUGCAGAUGGUUGCGUUAUAUUUUAAUAUAUGGAUAUUUUGUAUAAUAACAUAGGUGUAUCUUUGGUAUUAUCCUCCACUACACUUAUCGAAUCCAUUGCCGUGCACUAUUUUCCUAGAAUAGAUGUGAAGUCUGAGUAUAUUUUUGUCCUAAAUGGAAAAUGUCACGUUAAGUAAGUUUUUUUUAAAGAUGUUUAUUUAACACUCUUGCCUAUCUCCGCCAUUUCUAUGAAAGAUUUAAUAAUUUUAUGGCAAGUGGAUUUUUUCUCAGAAUAAGAGCGCUGACUUUAAUACAGAAAUGCUAUAUACGGUUAUAAUAAAAAAUGAACAUAUUAUUGGACCAUCUGUGUACUGGCAAUCAUAAUUCUGGUGCUUAUUAUUAACCCGGUACAUCAUUUUUACACCAAAACUGGAAUCUAACUUGUUUCCAGAAGGAGCCAGAAACUUAUUUUCUAUGUCUUUUGUAAAUUUGACUGUACUUUGUUCUUUCUCCUGCUGACUGCUUCCAUCCUGUGCGUUUUGGUUUACCUGGUGUUGGUAUGAAUUGGUACAAUAAAGUUAUGUGUCAAGUUUAA
This is a messenger RNA of Pseudoliparis swirei, 3837 nucleotides long. It is a transcript of the gene klhl8, whose product is annotated as kelch-like family member 8. The record is from RefSeq and is a predicted model, not a curated record. The transcript is spliced from 12 exons. Bases 76 to 1920 code for a protein of 614 amino acids. Gene Ontology annotation, molecular function: protein binding. NCBI's taxonomy places the organism in Eukaryota, Metazoa, Chordata, Actinopteri, Perciformes, Liparidae.